CCGCGUAAGCUAUUAAAGACCGCCAUUUUGUGUUAGGCCUAUUCUUCCAAAGCGGGAGAAAAUUAUUAGCGGAACCCUCAGCACGCACGGACGGUCACAGCGGGAUUGAAGACGACAGCCACAGACUUUGAGCUUCACAGUUAAUAUUACGGGAGAAACAAACUGCGAAGAGUGCCUGCUGCCAUGGAGGGCGAGGCUGUUUCCAUGGAUACUGCUCAGGCUGCUGAUGGAAAGGUCCUGCCUGAGGAUGGAGAAACCUUGAUACAAGGAGUGACCCUUGCCCCACAGGGUGAAGUGACUGGUAAUGUGGAGAUGAUGGUGAUGGAUGCUCUUGAUCCUACUCUGCUCCAAAUGAAGACAGAGGUGUUGGAGGCCGGUAACACAGUGACAGUUACGGGUGGAGACGAGGGUCAGAUCAUCACACUGCAGGUGGUGAAUAUGGAGGAGCAGGCAGGGGCUGCAUUAGGUCUUGGCCAGCUUCAGCUGGUGCAGGUGCCAGUGACAACAGGAACUGUUGAGGGCCUGCAGGCGACCUAUGUUGAUGCAUCAACAGCUAACAAGGAUGCAGAGCCGGUUAUCUGUCACACUCUUCCCUUACCUGAGGGCUUUCAGGUGGUGAAAGUAGGUGCCAAUGGAGAAGUCGAGACUGUAGAGCAGGAGGAGCUUCAGGCAGCUCACAGUGAGCUUCAAGGAGCAAGGGCUGAGGAGGAAGGGGAAGAAGAAGCAGUAGAAACCCCUGUGCCUCAGCAAGAAGACCAAGAAUGGGCCAAGGACCCAGAAUACCAGCCCAUCACUAUGGUCCGCAAAGGAAAGAAGGGAAAGAAAAGCCGCCUACGCUAUGGGGAGGGUGACCGUGACAUGGACGUUUCUGUGUACGACUUUGAAGAAGAACAGCAGGAGGGACUGCUGUCAGAGGUGAAUGCAGAGAAAGUUGUCGGCAACAUGAAGCCACCAAAGCCCACCAAGAUCAAGAAAAAGGGAGUAAAAAAGACUUUUCAGUGUGAGCUUUGUAGCUACACUUGUCCAAGGCGCUCCAACUUGGACAGACACAUGAAGAGCCACACAGACGAGAGGCCACAUAAAUGUCAUCUGUGUGGACGGGCCUUCAGAACAGUUACACUUCUGAGAAAUCACCUGAAUACACACACAGGCACUCGGCCACAUAAAUGUACAGAUUGUGACAUGGCAUUUGUGACCAGCGGUGAGUUGGUGCGUCAUCGUCGUUACAAACACACACACGAGAAGCCCUUCAAAUGCUCUAUGUGUGACUAUUCUAGUGUGGAGGUGAGUAAGUUGAAAAGGCACAUCCGUUCCCACACAGGAGAGCGACCCUUUCAGUGCAGUCUGUGCAGCUAUGCUAGCAGAGACACUUACAAGCUAAAGAGACACAUGAGAACACAUUCAGGGGAGAAGCCGUAUGAGUGCUACAUCUGCCAUGCCCGGUUCACACAGAGUGGCACCAUGAAGAUGCACAUUCUGCAGAAACACACAGAGAAUGUGGCCAAGUUUCAUUGCCCUCACUGUGAUACUGUCAUUGCACGUAAAAGUGACCUUGGUGUUCACUUGCGGAAGCAGCACUCAUUUAUUGAGACGGGAAAGAAAUGCCGUUACUGUGAUGCUGUUUUUCAUGAGAGAUAUGCUCUCAUCCAACACCAGAAGACUCACAAGAAUGAAAAGCGUUUUAAGUGUGAAAUGUGUGACUACUGCUGCAGACAGGAACGCCAUAUGAUAAUGCACAAGCGUACACACACAGGAGAAAAGCCAUUUGCCUGCAGCCAGUGUGAUAAAACUUUCCGCCAGAAACAGCUUCUGGACAUGCACUUCAAGCGCUACCAUGAUCCAAACUUUGUCCCCACUGCCUUCGUCUGCAACAAGUGUACCAGAACAUUCACCCGCAGGAACACAAUGCUGCGUCAUGCUGAGAACUGUACGGGCGAAAUGAUUGAAGAUGAGAAUGGAGCUCCAACACCCAAAAAGGGCGGUCGCCGUGGCAGGAAGAGGAAGAUGCAGUCAAGAGGAGAAGAUGGUGAUGAUGACGCAGAGAAUGAAGUGGAUGAGGAGGAAGAGGAAGAGGACAUUUCAAGUGAGAUUGAGGUUGAUCAGGCCCCUGCCGUGGUCCCCAUCCCUGCACCUGUUGAGCCACCAGCCAAGAGAAAACGUGGACGUCCCCCAAAGAGCAAACCAGAUACGGCUGCUAUCAUUCGUGUGGAGGACGAGGCCACAGGGGAAGUUGAUGACAUUAUUGUCAAGAAGGAGGCUGGAGCUGAACCAGAUGACCAGGAGGCUGAGGAGGUGGUAGUUGGUGGAGGUAAGACCACCAUUCAAAUGGAGGAACUGUCCCAGGAAGAGGGAACAGAACAAGGAGAGCAGCUGUCUGAGGCCCCACCUAAUGGAGACCUGACUCCUGAGAUGAUCCUCAGCAUGAUGGACCGGUGAUGGAUGAGUCCGUUGAAGCCUGUGAACAUACACAGACCAUCAAUGACGUUUUAACCCUAGGCAUUUGAGAUGACGAACACCUAUAAUCUGGCAUAGUAACAAACAUCACUGUUAUUUAAGAUUUGUUUUUUAAUCAUGUAUUGAUAAAAUAGUUUGAAAAGAUUUUUAAUGAGAAUUUUCCUACCAAAAAAAUUGCAUUUUAGUACAUUUGAGUUGACUGUAAUGGACUGCAGUAUCUUUGGCCCUUUAUUUUUGACAUUUCCUCUGUAAUAAGGGUUAAAAAAAACACACACACAAAAAAAACAGCUCUGCCUCAUUAUCUACAUGACAUAAUCUCUUGUAACUACAUUUUGGCCAAGUAGCCCACUAAAUGUUUUAUCAGAGUAGACUAUGUCUUUAUUAGAUAUUCACUGUGCAUGCUUUCACAUAAAAAAUCCCAGUAAUGUUUUUCCAUCUCAUCCUAGCAAGAUUUUUUUAUCUGAUGCCUCUGUGCUUUUGGGUUAUAUUUGUAGAUACUGUAGUAAACUGGCUGUACUUUUUGCCAUGUGUAACAUCCUCACUGAAGAGCUCUCUUAGCCUCUCAGUUGGAAAGAUUUGUUUUUUAAGCAGCAGAAUAUUAAGGAAGAAAAUACUUUUUAUCAAAUUCUGGUUACUGAGAAAUCGCAUGUGAAAGCUAUCAGAACUACAGAGGUGGCUCCCUGAAAGAUUAAACUGCCAUGAGUCACAGCCACUCUCAGAGAAACCUUUUCAACAUCUUCAUAUUUUGGGCCCUUUUUUGGUGGUUAGUAAAUCCUUUUUAAGCCUUUUAUUAGUUUUAAAAGCUUCAUAGACUUGUUGCUCAUUUUAUACUUUUUGUGCCCUUGCUUCAGUAAUGUGUAGAUGAUGCUCAUGAACCUAAGUGCAAGGAAAGAACUGUUUUUGCUCCUUUGUGUAGCCAUUCCACCUUGGGUUGUUUUCCUUUUUGUACCAUUGUCAAUGCAAUGCUGUGUAGAAUGAAUGACGUUUUAAAACUGGCUAAAACAACAGAUGUAUGAUCGUACAACUAAUAAAAAAUAGACAUUGAGACUGAUAUUUUAGGUUUCUAAAGUCUCAUGAAUAUUUUUCUGGUUUGGAUAAAGUAGAAUUUCAUGGUAGAUGUACAAAAAGAAAUGGUUGUUGAGUCAUUGUUUAUUUCAAAUUGCUAAGAAGCAGUUUUAACACAGAUGUCCAUGUAUUUUGCUUGCAUAUAUAUUUUAUUAAAAGGACAACUUCAUAUUAA
Molecule: messenger RNA, 3694 nt
Organism: Cheilinus undulatus (humphead wrasse)
Lineage: Eukaryota; Metazoa; Chordata; Actinopteri; Labriformes; Labridae
Product: transcriptional repressor CTCF-like
Exons: 13
Coding region: 184-2436 (750 amino acids)
Biological process (GO): regulation of transcription by RNA polymerase II
Cellular component (GO): nucleus
Molecular function (GO): DNA-binding transcription factor activity, RNA polymerase II-specific; RNA polymerase II transcription regulatory region sequence-specific DNA binding
Source: RefSeq, a predicted model, not a curated record